UGGUAUCAAAUUUUUAGCUAUGAAGACGAAUGAAAGAAAUUUACAAAAAAGAAAUAGAGAGUUAGUGGAAGAAACAGAAGACAGUUCAGAAUUCGAGGAUAAAUAUACAACAAAUCAUUCUAAUAUUCAGCCUUCAUCUAAAAAUAAAAAAUCCAAACAGUUUUCUGAAAUAUAG
Cetraspora pellucida is the source of this 175-nucleotide messenger RNA. Lineage: Eukaryota; Fungi; Glomeromycota; Glomeromycetes; Diversisporales; Gigasporaceae. The record is from the annotation of a GenBank genome assembly.